This is a messenger RNA of Betta splendens (Siamese fighting fish), 6574 nucleotides long. It is a transcript of the gene camta2, whose product is annotated as calmodulin binding transcription activator 2. The transcript has 26 exons. Gene Ontology annotation, molecular function: protein binding; transcription coregulator activity; double-stranded DNA binding. Lineage: Eukaryota; Metazoa; Chordata; Actinopteri; Anabantiformes; Osphronemidae. Gene Ontology annotation, cellular component: nucleus. The record is from RefSeq and is a predicted model, not a curated record. Gene Ontology annotation, biological process: regulation of transcription by RNA polymerase II. Bases 422 to 5086 code for a protein of 1554 amino acids.
GACCGUCACUAGUUAGCAGGUUCGGACCGGAAGUGUAGCCUGGUGGCUCGGAUCGCUGCCAAUGGGGUCCUGUAUAGUUGGAAUAGCCUAGCCCCGCUAGCCAGUUAGCUGAUUGGCUAAGCUACAGCCUAAAAGCUAUCCAGAGAAGUGGUUAGGUGUAGAAAGGCCGGAGCAUGGGGACGUUAGCUAUGUGCCAGAAGCUGCUGUCGCUUCGUUUAACUAUGUCAAUAUACGAGGCUAAUUGGCGCCCCGACGUUAGCUUGCAGCGGAUCGGGGGGGCUGAGCUCCUACACGCCGAGGGGAGGCUUCGGGACGCGGCUAAAAUGUCAGGCGAUCCCGGGGUCUGCAUGAGCCCCGUUGGAGCCGUGACGAGCCGGCGGCAGUGCAUUUUGUGAGAUUCAUCCUGCAUGGAUUCGUCGCCAUGAGUAACAAGGAGAUGGUUUCCACGGAGACAGAGAAUAAAGGACAGAGGAAGGUGUUUCUUCCCAACAAGCUCCUGGAGUGUCUCCCUUGCUCGUCCAGUCUGCCUAAUGAAAGGCUAAGGUGGAACACUAACGAGGAGAUCGCUUCCUACCUGAUAUCUUUUGAUAGACAUGACGAGUGGCUCUCCUGCACCCUGAAGACAAGGCCGAAGAACGGCAGCAUCAUUCUGUACAACCGGAAGAAGGUGAAGUACAGGAAGGAUGGGUACUGCUGGAAGAAAAGGAAGGAUGGGAAAACGACUAGAGAGGACCACAUGAAGCUGAAGGUCCAGGGCAUGGAGUGCCUGUAUGGCUGCUACGUCCAUUCCUCCAUUGUGCCAACAUUCCACAGACGAUGCUACUGGCUGCUGCAGAACCCAGACAUCGUGCUGGUCCACUACCUGAACGUGCCGUCCCUAGAGGAUUCUGCGAAAUGCAGUCCGCUACUGUGCACAGUGGCCGAUCGUCACGACAGCAUGAGGUGGAGUCAUGACGACCUGCUGAGCCAACUGAAACCCAUGUUUCACAGUAUCAAGUGUUCCGUGAGCUCAGGUGAUUUCAGCAUUGAGGAGAUGGUUCAGCAUAUUCUGGACAGACAGAGACCUAAACCACAGCCGCGCACGCAUGCCUGCCUCUGCAGCACUGCCCAGGUGUCUUCAGGAGUGAACAUUCCCCACCGCUGUAACAGCACCAAGCAUCGCAUCAUCUCCCCUAAACUGCCCCCCUCUUCCUGUAAACCCACCUCUUCCCCCCUGGCUUCUGAGGUGGGGGAGGCACCAACCAGAGCAGGGGGAGGAGAAUCCAAAGUGCCUCAUCUCCAGGCUCAGAGCAGUCCUGUGUCGUCUCCUGGCCCCUCAUCCGCUUUGGCAUCAUCUCCACCUCAGCCCCAUAGAGCCGCCAUUGCCGGGAACAACCAUGGCAACAGCUUCUAUGGCGACCACCACAACAACCUGACAACAGUGGCGCUUCCCCAGAAUGCAGUGAUUGUCAUGGCAACAGCCACAGCCAUUGGAGGAAGAGGAGGGCAGGGGGGGCCAGGUGGUGGGGCAACACCGGAGGAGGCGGGCCCAGGGAGGAGCUUGUCCCUCACUAGUUCUGGCCAGUUGCUGCUCUCCCCAGCCCUCCCACCACCUCCUGCCACCAAGCCAGCCUCCCCCUCCUCUCCCACAUCCUCCUCCCCUGCUCCGUCCAUUCUUCCUACCCCCGCUUUGCAAGCGCCUGGCAUGACCACCCUCUCCCUCACCCUUCUCCCUUCUCCUGUCAUCGGAGGCCUUCUCCUCACCCCCUCUUCCUCCAACACCACAUCCCUCCACUCCCCUUCUUCUCCCGCAGCUACGUCUCCUCCCUCAGUUGCCUUGUCCCCCUCACCACCCCCUCCUCCUCCAUCUCUCCCCCCUGUUUUUGACCCAGAUUCUUUCUUAAACUCCCCCAAACAGGGCCAGACUUAUGGAGGCCCUCCUUCCACUCCUUCCCCUGUCCUCUGCACCUCCUCCCCCCUGUCUCCACCCUCCCUCACUCUUUUACUCUCCCCCACCUCUACCCCUUCCUCUUCUGUUUCCCCUCCAUCCUCCCUGUCUUCCAUGUCCUCCUCUUCUGAAGUAGACAGAAGAGACUCAGCCCUCCCUCUCUCAUCUUCAAACUCUCCUCCAUCCACCCUCCCCCCCUCCCUCUCUCUGUCUCCCACUUCAACAUUGGCUCCUCCAUUACUCCCGCUCUGCCUGGAGCUGGGAGCACUAGGGGAGUCAGAGGAAGGGAGAGAAGAAGAGCUGAAGGUCGGAAGACCUGGUGGUGAUGAAGAUGAAGGUAGUGCUCCUCCUAUCAAGCUGGCUCUGCUGCAGACAAGCCACGCCUCCUCCAGCCCGUCACCACAGCUGAAGACAGGAAGUAGUUCUCCGUCUGUGCUUCUUGUUGGCCAGGACCUGGGGCCUACCCUGCCGACCAGUCAGAUGCCCCAGCAUGCUAACGGACAGCAGCCCUACACUCACCUCUCUAAAUGUGAGGCUGUCCACACCACUGCCUCCCACCUGGCAAAGCCCCCAAUUCAGGUGAAGGAGGAACGAAGGCGGGACUACGAUGCUGAAGAUACAUGCAUGGACACUCAACAAGAAGAGGGGGAGGAAGGGGAGGUGGCAGGGGAGGAGCUCGACAUCUCCUUUGACAGCCAGUUUCCUGACCUCAUCUCUGACCUCAUCACAGUGGAGGCAGAUCCUGUCACAGCUCAGUCUCCUUCCGUCCCCGCACAGAGUCCAGCCGUGUUCCCAGCAGGGGUCAGAUACAUGGUUCCCCCACAGCCCUCACCCUCCUCCUCCUUCCUCCCCUUCCCUCUCCCGCUGCCCUCCUCCAGCCGCCUCUCCUCCAUCACUGAUUUUUCACCAGAGUGGUCGUACCCUGAGGGCGGUGUGAAGGUUCUGAUAACGGGACCAUGGAGCGAGCCAACGGGCCGAUACUCGUGUGUGUUUGACCAGAGCAUUGUGCCAGCGUCGCUGAUCCAGCCCGGGGUGCUGCGCUGCUACUGUCCUGCCCACCAGGCCGGUCUGGUGCGUCUGCAGGUUCUGGAGUCCGGAGGGUCGGUCUCAUCCUCGGUUCUGUUCGAGUACCGAGCAAGGAACGCAAGCUCUCUGCCCAGCUCUCAGCUCGACUGGCUCUCACUGGAUGACAAUCAGUUCAGGAUGUCGAUCCUGGAGCGGCUGGAGCAGAUGGAGCGCAGGAUGGCAGAGAUGGCUGCCCGCGAAAGCCACCACCUGCAGCAGCAGCAGCAGCAGCAGCAGCAGCAGCAGCAGCAUCAGAGGCAGCAGCCCGGCCACCAGCUGGCCACCCCCCCUCCCCCGCCUCUACCUGAGGACCACCAGCAGUCGUCCCAGUGGUUUGAGAGGAGGAUUGUAGGAGUGUGUGAGCGGAUGAUGAGGGGAGGACGAUGGAGUGGAGGAGGAGAAGGGGGAGAGAGGCUCCAUCACUCAGUUCGUCACCGCGGGAUGACGCUGCUCCACCUGGCUGCUGCACAGGGAUACACACACCUGAUCCACACCCUGAUAUACUGGAGGCGUCUGAACGAGGACAGUUUAGAUCUGGAACAGGAAGUGGAUCCUCUCAAUGUUGACCACUUCUCCUGCACCCCACUGAUGUGGGCGUGCGCUCUGGGACACCAGCAGGCAGCAGAGCUCCUGUACGGCUGGAACAGUCUGGCACUGGGGAUCCCUGACUCACUGGGACGCCUGCCGCUGGCCGUCGCUCGCUCUAGAGGCCACACCCGCCUCGCCACUGUGCUGGAGGAGCUGCACACCCAGCGCGCUCCCAGGGACACGGCCACGCCACAGCCUCAGCCGCCACCGUCGCCUCUGUCCACCAGCCCAGACACAGGUCUGAGCUGCUCCAGCAGUCUGCCCUCACCCAGUGCUCCCUCCUCCCCCUCGCCAAGCUCUGCCUACUCCAGCGGCCCCGCCCCCAUGGACACAUCCCCCUCCUCUCCCUCAUCACCUUCCUCCCUGCCCAUCUCCCCUCCCCCCCUCUCCCCCUCCUCCCUCCCCCUGCCUUCUCUUCCUCCCAUAUCCAUGUGGGGGGAGGAACCACCCACAGCUUUCACCACAGGUUUGAACCCUGGUGGUUCCAAAGAUUCUCUUUACUUCAUGGACUUUGAGAGCUCUUCUCCUGGACACACAGACACUUACACAAACGCACACACGGCGGCUGGACGACGAUCACACAUGGCAGCAGCGCUGGAGCAGCAGCUGCUGAGCUACAGCGAGAACACAGAAAACGAAGGCGAGGAGGACGAAGAGUAUCUGGAGGAUGAGGUGCUGCAGGUGGACAUGGCAACUCUGGCAGAGCAGAUCAUUGAAGCAACUCCUGAGCGGAUCAAGCAGGACGACUUCCCCAGAGGGCCGGAGUCUCCACUCAGGGAGAGACGAGACAACCCGGCCAUACAGGACACCUGGCUAGCCACCUACCUCGAUACGGUCGACGCCCACCCCCACUCCCCGCCCAGGUCUCAGGCCUCGCCCCCACGGCGGGUGUGUCCUCCCUCGCCCCUCAGUGCUCUGGCCCUGCAGAGGCUCCGCCCCCCGUCGUCUGCAGCCUGGGCAGAGUUUCUGAAUGCGUCGGCCAACGGGAAGAUGGAGAGAGACUUUGCCCUUCUGACGCUGACGGAUGGCGAGCAGAGGGAGCUGUACGAGGCGGCCAGGAUCAUCCAGAACGCUUUCAGGAGAUACAAGGGCCGCAGGCUAAAGGAGCAGCAGGACAUGGCUGCAGCUGUCAUCCAGAGAUGCUACAGGAAGUACAAACAGCUAACAUGGAUAGCUCUGAAGUACGCGCUCUACAAGAAGAUGACCCAGGCGGCCAUCUUGAUCCAGUCCAAGUUCAGGUCCUACUAUGAACAGAAGCGCUUCCAGCAGAGCCGACGGGCAGCUGUGCUUAUCCAGCAGUACUACCGCAGCUACAAGGAGUACGAGAGGCUGAAGCAGGCGCCGAGGGGAGCGGCCAGCCACAACCCCAAGAUCAAGGGGUCGUACCUGACCAAGAAGCAGGACCAGGCAGCUCGGAAGAUCAUGAGGUUCCUAAGGCGCUGCAGACACAGGAUUAAGGAGCUGAAGCAGACCAGGGAGCUGGAGAGGAGAGGACUCACCACCUAACCCAUGUCUUCAUCCCUUCCUCCUGGAGGAGAUGCAGGUUCAGGUUUGCUGUGGUGUUCAAAGGGACAGAAACCAAAUGAUGGAGAGAAGCGGCGCUGAGCGAUGCCUUGCCCUAGGCCAACUCUUUGUUCCCUCAUCCGUCUGCUGCUCUGGUGUCGCACUUCUCUCCUCGUUGAAUGUAGCCGUCAGCAGCUUCCACAGCUCCACUGAAAAAGCCCUCCUUUCUACGACUCUGUGAGUUUCUCUCCCAUGACUAGAACCACAGAUGUGAGAAAGGUCCAGUCUAAUACUGACAAUCAGAACGGUCCAUUCAGACAGGCCCAGGCUUAUGGUAGAGCCUGUCAGCUAAUGGAACCUCACCAAGAACCAGGGUUUGGUCCACUGGACUAAUCCAGGCUUGGAUCCACCCAGUGCCAGGCUAUGAGCCGGGCUUUUAGAAGAACCCGACCUGCAUGGCUCAUGGUGAGGGACCCCACAGGGUUGACACCCAUUUUCUUCUUCCCACAAUGCACUGCUGUUUACUUGCAGAUGAUCAGGGAGCAGCAGGUCGUUGUGUUGGAGGUUGGGCUAGAUGGUUUGGAUGAAGCUCUUCAGUUGGAGACCGUCAUGUCCUUCAGUGUAUGUGACAAUGUAAAGCUACAUACAAUAUAGACACACAGUCACAUAUUUAUAUAUAUGUGUGUAUGUAUGUAUGUACACACACACACACACACACACACACACACACACACACACACACACACACACACACACACACACACACACACACACACACAUAUAUAUAUAUAUAUAUAUAUAUAUAUAUAUAUAUAUAUAUAUAUAUAUAUAUAUAUAUAUAUAUAUAUAUAUUCAUAUAUAUAUAUAUAUUCAUAUAUUCAUAUUCUAAAGUGGGAUUUUCUAGAUGCUCCUGAUGUUUUAUUUAUUACAGCAUGAACUGUUGUGAAUGUGUGACUGUCAGGUAGAGUCUUAAGGAGCCACAACCUGACCUCUGGCAACUGUGAGACUGGUGUAAAAAUGGAUCAAGAUGUGUUUCCUGAAGGUUCUGUGCUUCCACCAAAGUGUGGAUGUUUGAAGCUACUGAUGGUGGAUUAGUGUUGGUUUAAUGAGGACGUUUGACUGUCAGCAUAAGACCAGAACAUAAACUGGACCGCCCCCUGUUGACACUGCAGGUGAAUCCCAGUUAUUGAUGCAGCUACUUCUUGUGGCCUCUGUUGCUAUGGCGAUGUCAUGUCGGACUUGGUGAUGUCAGAGGUCUGACUGCGGUUCCCUUCAAACAGUGCUUAAAUGUGUCCGGCACCACUCAGGACUGGGUUCAGCCGUGCAUGAGCUUUUUUUCUUCCUGUUUCUGAUUUAAUCUGAAAUGAGAAAAUGUUGAAUUGUUGUUGCAGUGACACUUUGCAUGAGUUUGUAUUUAACUGUUCUGCAUUUCAGACCUUUAAAAAAUAGUUACCAAAACCCAGAUGAAUAAAGCAGCUGUUUGCUAUUUGA